Molecule: messenger RNA, 2685 nt
Organism: Leptopilina boulardi
Lineage: Eukaryota; Metazoa; Arthropoda; Insecta; Hymenoptera; Figitidae
Exons: 10
Coding region: 1812-2618 (268 amino acids)
Source: RefSeq, a predicted model, not a curated record
AAAUAUGCAUCUAAAGAAGUGUUUACAUUUUAAGUGAUAAAAUUUUUAGUAUCAACUGUACAUUGAUAAAGUGAUCUUAAUACUAAAGCUGAAUGAAAUGUAUUUAACAAACAGUAUAGUUUUUGCAUCUGCUUAUCAAUUUGUGCAAACAUAGUUACAUGUGAAUAUAGAAUUCAGAAUGCAGUUUAAAAUAAAAUUUUGCCAAUAUUAUUAACGAAAAAAAAAAAAUUAAUAAUAUUAGUAAAAAUAGAAAUUUGCAGUUUAAGACAAAUAAAAAAAAAAUAAAACUAAUGAAUUAGAUUUCAAAUAUUUUAUUAUUAUUUUUAUUAUUAUUAUUAUUAUUAUUAUUAUUAUUAAUAAUAAUAAAAAAAUUUUACAAUGAAAAUAUGGAAAUUUUCAAUUAUGUUGUUGAUGAUGAGUUUAAUCGAUUACAAAACAGUGGUGGCUGAUAAUAAUUAUUUAAAAAGAGAUUUGUUCGUUAAUGAUACGUCCAAUUCAAGAAUAAACUAUUUGUUUAAAAAAUUUCUAGAGCAUUUUAAACAAUAUUUGAAAAAUGGAAAUAAAUUUUUAGGUAUCCCUUCUAUUGAUCCUUACAAAUCAGGUCCAGUAAAUAAAUUCUUAAACUUGGAAGAUAUAAAAGGCAAUAUUUCAAUUGAUAGUGUUGCUAUUUCUGAGUUAUCAAAUUAUCUAGUUACCAGAGCUGAAAUUGAGGGGUUAAUAAUAAGAAUGGGUUUUCAAUGGUUUAAUAUAGAUGGAAAUAUGACUUCAUAUAAUAUUACAAAUUGUAGUUUCAUGAAUUUUAUUAAGAUUUUUGGAUUUGGAGAUGCAGUGUUUACUGUUAAAGAUUUGAGUUUUACUACAAGUAUCACUCUUGGAUUCAAAAAUAUUAAAAUAUUUAUAAAAACCGUAGAGUCACAAAUUUUUCUAAGAGAUUUCGAGGUAUUUUUUUUCUACACCGAGGGUUUAUAUAAUGAUAGUUAUUUAUCUAAAGAGAUGAGUUCUGUGAUUUCUAAAAUGGGACCUGAUUUCGUUCAAAACUAUCAAAAAACAUUGACAACUGCAAUUGAUGAAAAAAUAACGAAAAUAGUGGAGAAAAUCAUUGGCUAUAUAAAUGUUUAUAAUUUUAAUGAAAUUCCCAAAAAAAAAUUCUUAUAAAUAUAAUAUUUAAUUAAAAGAAAAUGAGAUAAAUUUAUUUAAAAUGAACGCGAAUUAGGUAUAACAAUCAGUAAUUAAUAAAAAAUAUUUAAUAAUAAGAAAAAAAAUUAGAAUACUGUAAAAAAUAUAAAUAAAGAAAUUAAGAACAAUAAAAUAGAAAUAUUUAAAAUUAGUGUUUAAUUAAUUUUUUUUUUUUAUCAGGAUUUACUUUGAAAUAUAGUUUUGUGCCUAAUCCUACCAACGUUUGACAUAGAUUGAUAAGAAAAAUUUUGUAGUUUUUAUAUUUUUUGUUUUUGAUAAAAUAUAUUAUCUUAUAUACAUAACGAAAAGUAACAAUCCCAUACCCAUAAUUAAAUAUAGAAAAGUGUUUCAUUAAAUAAAUCGUCGUCAUAUUAACUGAUUAUUUUUAUUUAAUGUCCUAAUUACGUUACAAAAUUUAGGACAAAAUUUGAGAAAAACACACAUUUUCGUGGAUAUAAAAAUCAUUAUAAAUUCAAAAUUUAUCAAGUUUUCUGAGCAGUUGUUUUCUAACAUUCUACUCAAUCGCUCAUUUCAAAUAUAGUUGAUUUUUUUUUAAAUAAAAAUUUUAUCAUUCUUAUCAUAUAUAUUAUUGCAAUUUUUUUUACUUGUAUAUUUUGCAAGAAUAAAAUAAAAUAAUGAAGACUUUUUCACUAAUUCUUUUAAUUGUCUUAGUAAUUCAUCAGACUAAUGCAAGAAAUUUGACGAAUUUAUUAACAAGAGUAAAUGGAGUAGCUGAAGAUUUGAUUAGUUUAAAAUCGACAUUUAUAAUUGAGAAUAUCAGGCAAAUUAUAAAAAAUGGAAGUGAUAAGAUGGAAAUUCCAGUUCUUGAUCCUUUCACAAUAUCUGAAAUAUCUAAAAAUUUGUCAUCAGAGAUUUUUAAAGGUCAAAUUGAUGUAAAAAGUGUAAAUGUAAACAAUAUCUCCGACUUCAAAGUUGAUGUAUUUCAUCUGAAUUUAAGAAAAUCAAAAAUGAAUAUCACUUUACACUGGCCAAUGUUAAAAGUAAAUUUGAAUUCUUAUAAUAUAAAUGGAGAGUUACCUGACAUGGCUGAUGUCAACGGAACUGGAGAUGCUGAAUUGGUCAUUAGAAAUUUAACAUUUUCAAGUGAAUUUUCAUUGAAUGUGGAUGUUAGAAAAAGAAUAUUAUUUAUAGACAAUAUGAAAUCAAAUAUUUCUUUAACAAAUUUUGAGGUCAUAUCAAUGGAUGUUCUGAAUGAUGAAGAAUUCACAGAAAUGAUCAAAGAGUCUUUGCCUGAACAGGCUCCGAAAUAUGUUGAAUCUUUACAAGAGACAAUUACAAAUUUAAUAAAUAACUAUAUAAUGAAGAAUGUCAAUGAAAUUCUUAGCGAAAUAUCAUUGAAAAAAUUAAUAUCUCAUUUAAGAAAGUUAUUAAAACGAAAUAUAUAUAAAAUUAAUUCAAUUGAAACAAACGAAAUUCCUUAAAAACAUUUAGAUUUUCUAUAUAUUUAAUUUAAAAAUGUAAGUUUUAUAAAUAAAUAUUUUAAAAGUA